Aspergillus lentulus is the source of this 1008-nucleotide messenger RNA. The record is from RefSeq and is a predicted model, not a curated record. NCBI's taxonomy places the organism in Eukaryota, Fungi, Ascomycota, Eurotiomycetes, Eurotiales, Aspergillaceae.
AUGAAGUAUCUUCCUAUUCCCGAUCUCGAAGACGUCGCGAAUUCACUUAACUUCGAUACGGACGAUUGUCACAUUGUGGGUGGAUGCGACCUGUAUACGACAAAGGCUGCUCGCGCCGACCGGAAACUGUACAAGAACAUUGAACAAUCACUGGAAGCCCAAUAUGAAUCGGUCCUUCGCCUCUCUGCCUCACUUUCACCUCCCAAUGCAUCCGAUGCGGCUGCGUCACUCAAUUUGUCGCGCUCGAGUCCUUUUGGUCCCCUGAGCGAUCACUCCAGUCGCCGGACUUUCGCCUACUUGAUCGCAACGCUCAAUGCAAGCCAUCCCGACUAUGACUUUUCGCACGUUUUGCGCCCUUCGGAUUUUCGUCGCGAGAGAAGCCUGAAGAGGGUUAUGAACACCGUGGACUCAACUCUGUUUAACCUGAGACCUCGCGAGUCGAUUGACAUGUCUCCUCCGUCUCCGGCGACGAUAUCUGGAUCAUACAACAGCGCAGCAUCUCAUAUUUGGGGCCCGAGAAUGUGGAGAACAAUUGAUGAACAUAUGUCAUUGAAGGAGUGCUCAUACUAUUCGUACUCGCCCGACGAAGACCCGUCGGAUGCGGAUGACGGUGCGAUCUGGAGCCUGCACUACUUCUUCUUCAACCGCCUUCGGAAACGUGUCUGCUACCUCUACAUUCGAGCGAUCCCCAUUCUCAGUCACACACCCGAAGAGGGUGAUGGACUUCCCACCACACCCACCGGCAAGCGAACGUUUGAUGAUGUCGAUGUAUCCCGGUACAUGACGCCUGAUCUGAUGGGUUCAAGCAAGCGAGCUCGUUACUGGCUCGGAAAUCGCGCGAAACUCGAGAUCGAAAGUGAGGAGGAAGGUUCAUCCCCGCCAACACGCCCUGUUGUUGAUGAAUACGACAAUUACGUGCUUAGCGACGAGGAGUUUCGAUCGAGAUCAGGUAGUAAGGGAACAGUUCGCGCCAUGAGUGAGGAGAUUGCCGACCAAAUGGAAGUCUAG